Acyrthosiphon pisum (pea aphid) is the source of this 496-nucleotide messenger RNA. Its product is annotated as dynein light chain 1, cytoplasmic. The coding region runs from base 212 to 481 and encodes 89 amino acids. Gene Ontology annotation, cellular component: cytoplasmic dynein complex. Gene Ontology annotation, molecular function: dynein intermediate chain binding. The transcript has 3 exons. Gene Ontology annotation, biological process: microtubule-based process. The record is from RefSeq and is a predicted model, not a curated record. NCBI's taxonomy places the organism in Eukaryota, Metazoa, Arthropoda, Insecta, Hemiptera, Aphididae.
GCUCAAACAGAGUUGUUAACAUUACUCCUCCGACAUUCAUUUAAUCGGCGAAAUUUGGGAGUUAUUGUGACCAAACGUUAAAAUAUUUAAUUGUUCGAUUUGUUGUGGCCGGGGAUUUUCAGUCGUCGAAAGAGUUCGUUGAAUCGGUGUCAAAUCACCGACUAGUUAAUUGAAUUUUUCGUUUGCAGUUGAUUUCUAAUUCAUACUAAAGAUGUCUGAUCGCAAGGCAGUGAUUAAAAACGCUGACAUGUCUGAAGAGAUGCAGCAAGAUGCUGUUGAUUGUGCUACCCAAGCACUUGAAAAGUACAAUAUUGAAAAGGACAUUGCUGAAUAUAUAAAGAAAGAAUUUGACAAAAAAUAUAAUAUGACUUGGCAUUGUAUUGUUGGUCGAGAUUAUGGAAGUUAUGUUUCACCUGAAAUGAGGCACAGCAUAAUCUUCUAUCUCGACCAGGUGGCCAUAAUUCUAUUCAAGAGCGGUUAAACAUUAAAUUGACUA